Molecule: messenger RNA, 2869 nt
Organism: Ochotona curzoniae (black-lipped pika)
Lineage: Eukaryota; Metazoa; Chordata; Mammalia; Lagomorpha; Ochotonidae
Gene: ZNF618
Product: zinc finger protein 618
Exons: 14
Coding region: 142-2838 (898 amino acids)
Source: RefSeq, a predicted model, not a curated record
GACGGAGCCAGUGGAGCCAGUGCUGCUGGAAGGAAAAGCACGCCGAGCAGGGAGCGCUUGAAGCGCAGCCAGAAGAGCAGCAAGGUGGAGGGCCCUGAGCCCGUGUCGGCUGAGACCUCAUUCAGUUCCGAGCAGGGAACGAUGACGGAAGUGAAGGUCAAGACAGAGCUGCCGGACGACUACAUCCAGGAGGUGAUCUGGCAGGGCGAGGCCAAGGAGGAGAAGGCAGCGGUCAGCAAGGACGGGACUGGCGACGUGCCUGCUGAGAUCUGCGUGGUCAUUGGUGGCGUCCGCAACCAGCAGACCUUGGAUGGAAAAGCACCUGAAGGCAGCCCCCACCGAGGAUCUGUGCGAAGCCGGUAUUCAGGGACCUGGAUUUUUGACCAAGCAUUGAGAUAUGCAUCGGGGUCCUACGAGUGUGGAAUCUGCGGCAAGAAGUAUAAGUACUACAACUGUUUCCAGACCCACGUCCGGGCACACCGAGAUACCGAAGCCACCUCAGGGGAGGGCGCCUCCCAAAGCAACAAUUUCAGGUACACAUGUGACAUCUGCGGCAAGAAAUACAAAUAUUACAGCUGUUUCCAAGAGCACCGAGACCUGCAUGCAGUAGACGUGUUUAGUGUGGAAGGAGCCCCCGAGAGUCGGGCAGACCCCUUCGACCAGGGUGUUGUGGCCACAGACGAGGUGAAAGAAGAGCCCCCGGAACCAUUCCAGAAAAUCGGGCCAAAAACUGGCAACUACACCUGUGAAUUCUGUGGGAAGCAGUACAAGUACUACACACCCUACCAGGAGCAUGUGGCCUUGCACGCCCCCAUCAGUACUGCUCCCGGGUGGGAGCCUCCCGAUGAUCCAGACACGGGCUCGGAGUGUUCACACCCAGAGGUGUCCCCAUCUCCUCGUUUUGUGGCCACCAAGACCCCGACGAGCCAGUCAGGAAAAAAGGCUCCAGCCUCCGUGGUGCGUUGUGCCUCCCUCCUACACCGCACCCCUCCAGCCACCCAGACCCAGACAUUCCGCACUCCAAACUCGGGAUCUCCAGCGAGCAAGGCGACUGCAGCAGAAAGCGCUUUCAGUCGGAGAGUAGAAAGCAAAGCACAAAACCACUUUGAAGAGACCAACAGCAGCUCACAGAACUCGAGCGAGCCCUACACAUGUGGCGCUUGUGGGAUCCAGUUCCAGUUCUACAACAACCUGUUGGAGCACAUGCAGUCCCACGCAGCUGACAACGAAAACAACAUUGCCUCCAACCAGUCUCGGUCGCCACCUGCUGUCGUGGAGGAGAAGUGGAAACCGCAGGCCCAGAGGAACAGCGCCAAUAACACCACAACUGGUGGCUUGACAACCAACAGUAUGAUGCCCGAGAAGGAGCGGCAGAACAUCGCCGAGCGGCUCCUACGGGUCAUGUGUGCUGACCUGGGGGCACUGAGCGUCGUCAGUGGGAAAGAAUUCCUGAAGUUGGCCCAGACCUUGGUGGACAGUGGUGCCCGCUACGGCGCCUUCUCAGUCACUGAGUUCCUGGGCAACUUCAACACACUGGCGUUGAAGCACCUGCCACGCAUGUACAACCAGGUGAAAGUAAAAGUGACGUGUGCCCUGGGCAGUAAUGCCUGCCUGGGCAUCGGCGUCACCUGCCACUCACAGAGCGUCGGCCCCGACUCCUGCUACAUCCUCACGGCCUACCAGGCUGAGGGCAACCACAUCAAGAGCUAUGUACUGGGUGUGAAGGGCGCGGACAUCCGUGAUAGCGGCGACCUGGUGCACCACUGGGUGCAGAAUGUGCUGUCAGAGUUUGUGAUGUCGGAGAUCAGGACAGUGUAUGUGACAGACUGCCGGGUAAGCGCGUCGGCCUUCUCCAAGGCCGGCAUGUGCCUGCGCUGCUCCGCCUGCGCCUUGAACUCAGUGGUGCAGAGCGUGCUGAGCAAACGGACACUGCAGGCCCGCAGCAUGCACGAAGUCAUAGAGCUGCUCAACGUGUGUGAGGACCUGGCUGGCUCCACGGGCCUGGCCAAGGAGACCUUUGGGUCACUGGAAGAGACCCCGCCCCCACCCUGCUGGAACUCGGUGACGGACUCGCUGCUGCUGGUGCACGAACGCUACGAGCAGAUCUGCGAAUUCUACAGCCGGGCCAAGAAGAUGAACCUCAUCCAGAGCCUCAACAAGCACCUGCUGAGCAACCUGGCGGCCAUCCUGACGCCCGUGAAGCAGGCCGUCAUCGAGCUGAGCAACGAGAGCCAGCCCACCCUGCAGCUGGUGCUGCCCACCUACGUCCGGCUGGAGAAGCUGUUCACGGCCAAGGCCAAUGACGCGGGCACUGUCAGCAAACUGUGCCACCUCUUCCUGGAGGCACUCAAGGAGAACUUCAAGGUACAUCCUGCCCACAAGGUGGCCAUGAUCCUGGACCCCCAGCAGAAGCUGCGGCCCGUGCCGCCUUACCAGCACGAGGAGAUCAUCGGCAAGGUGUGUGAGCUCAUCAACGAGGUGAAGGAGUCGCGGACGGAGGAGGCUGACUUCGAACCCGCUGCCAAGAAGGCCCGCGUGACCUCAGGCGAGAACCCCGCAGCUCAGGACGACGAUCGGCUGGGGAAGAACGAGGUGUAUGACUACCUGCAGGAGCCCCUCUUCCAGGCCACCCCAGAUCUCUUCCAGUACUGGUCGUGCGUGACCCAAAAGCACACAAAACUCGCCAAGCUCGCCUUCUGGCUCCUAGCAGUCCCAGCUGUGGGGGCACGGAGCGGGUGUGUAAAUAUGUGUGAGCAAGCACUCCUAAUCAAAAGGAGACGACUGCUCAGUCCGGAAGAUAUGAACAAACUCAUGUUUCUAAAAUCCAACAUGCUUUAAGAUGUUAACUUCUGGGAAACAAACAAACAAA